UCUUCACUCACACUCUCGCUCAGCAGAGAUUCAGAGGUGGAGAGCAAAGCAUCUCACUGAGAAGAAAAAAAACAGGGGGGAAGGGAAACAGAUUUCCAUCCUCUCUCACCAGGAAAGAGACAUAUACAAGAGAUAAGAUGGAGAGGAUGCAGGGAGAGGCAGAGGGGGACCACCUGGAGAGACCAAGCCCACUGACUGACAAGGAGAAGGUGAUGAUCCAGGACUCCUGGGCAAAAGUCUACGAGAACUGCGAUGACGCCGGGGUGGCCAUACUCGUCAGGCUGUUUGUGAACUUCCCCUCAUCCAGGCAGUACUUCAGCCAGUUCAAGCACAUCGAGGAACCGGAGGAGCUGGAGAGGAGUGCACAGCUCAGGAAGCAUGCAAACAGAGUUAUGAAUGGCCUCAACACGCUGGUGGAGAACCUCGACAACUCAGAGAAAGUGGCUUCGGUGCUGAAGCUGCUGGGCAAGGCUCACGCACUCCGACACAAGGUGGAGCCUGUGUACUUUAAGAUCCUGAGCGGUGUGAUACUGGAGGUCCUUGGAGAGGCCUUCUCAGAGGUUGUGACACCAGAGGUGGCCGCGGCCUGGACCAAACUCUUGGCUACAAUGUACUGCGGCAUCAAUGCCGUCUAUGAGGAAGUGGGCUGGUCUAAGCACUCAAGCUCAAGUGGGUGAAGCUUUUGGUCUGGGUUUAUUGGACAAGAAAUUUCACAUUUUUGGGCCACGGCUCAUGAUAGAGGGAGGAAUUGACUAUACUGACCAUUAAUGGGAAGCUUUGUAUCUGGGGAAUACAGUUUAAUCUAUUAUAAUCGUGGGUUAUGCGACAUACACUUUAAAUGAGUACUGGUACUGUGCCCUUUUGAUAGCUAAGAGAGACGUAGAAAUUAAAUCUCUCCUCGUUGUUUUUUAUACUCUUGUAAAGGACCAAAUUAUUAAGGAUAGAGGGAAAGUAAAUGCAAACAGUGGACAAGAGGAAGAGGUCACAUUUGACUUGGAUGUGCCUUCUACUGAAUGUGUAUAUCUAAAAAACUGCCAUGUAAAUACUGUUAUUUCUAAAUCUCAUGUGACGUUUCCUUCGAUUAGUCCGUGCCCACUUGUGUUCACUUAAUGAGGUAUUAGGAAGACAUUUAUACAUUUUCUAACAGUUAAUUGUGAUGAUUGUACAUUUUUUUCAUUACGGCUCACCUUUGUAUCUGUAUUUAACAAUAUUUUGAAAUAAAAGAAAACCAUGAGACCUUA
Notothenia coriiceps (black rockcod) is the source of this 1241-nucleotide messenger RNA. RefSeq names its product cytoglobin-1-like. Lineage: Eukaryota; Metazoa; Chordata; Actinopteri; Perciformes; Nototheniidae. The record is from RefSeq and is a predicted model, not a curated record. The transcript has 4 exons. Gene Ontology annotation, biological process: oxygen transport. Gene Ontology annotation, molecular function: iron ion binding; oxidoreductase activity; heme binding. The coding region runs from base 138 to 677 and encodes 179 amino acids.